This is a messenger RNA of Pseudogymnoascus destructans, 468 nucleotides long. RefSeq names its product 60S acidic ribosomal protein P2 (gene RPP2B). Gene Ontology annotation, molecular function: structural constituent of ribosome. NCBI's taxonomy places the organism in Eukaryota, Fungi, Ascomycota, Leotiomycetes, Thelebolales, Thelebolaceae. Gene Ontology annotation, cellular component: ribosome; cytosolic large ribosomal subunit. The record is from RefSeq and is a predicted model, not a curated record. Bases 139 to 468 code for a protein of 109 amino acids. The transcript has 3 exons. Gene Ontology annotation, biological process: translation; cytoplasmic translational elongation.
AACUCACACAGAUGCUAAUCCGAUCGCGAACUUUCUGAUAUUUUUUAAAGAUCAACCAACUCGACGUUUCAGUCUCCGCCCAACCUGCGGUUAAAUUGAUUGAAUCUCUUGUUUUCGACAUCAAGUACAUCAGACAAAAUGAAGCACCUCGCAGCAUACCUCCUCCUCGCCCUCGGUGGCAACCAGUCCCCUUCCGCCGCUGACGUUUCGGCCGUCCUCUCUUCCGUUGGAAUUGAGGCCGACUCUGACCGUCUCGACGCCCUCAUCUCCGAGCUCAAGGACAAGGACAUCAACACCCUGAUCUCUGAGGGUGCUGCCAAGCUCGCCUCCGUCCCAUCUGGUGGCGGUGGUGGUGCUGCUGCCACUGGCGCCGCCGCUGGCGGUGCUGCUGAGGCCGCCCCCGCUGAGGAGAAGGAGGAGGAGAAGGAGGAGUCCGAUGAGGAUAUGGGCUUCGGUCUCUUCGAUUAA